AUGCAUAUCUUCCUGAUUUUUUUUAUUGUCUCAAUCCAACUCUCCAGGUCUCAAAACUGCUCCUGCAACUCUGAAAUCUUAGGAAACGGCUAUUGCGAUCACCAAUGCAAUACUACUUCUUGCAAUUUUGAUUCAGGGGAUUGUUUGCCACAAACCCCUACCAAUUCUUCAGAAUCCUCAUCUGAAGGUGGUGGUGGUGCAAGUAAUGGGACAGUUCUACUCAUGAGCAUUGUGAUGGGGCUUUCUUUCGGUUUAUUUUGGUAUUUUUUAUACAGACUUGGCUGUAUUUUAUUUUAUGUAUGUAAAAAAUUUAAAGCUGAACAUAAAUUUGAAGUGGUCACAGCUUCUCUACCAAGCGAUUCAGGUGAUUUGUAUCAGAGUUCAGGCAGAAGGUUAAUAGGAUAUACUUGAAUUGAGCAUAAAUAUCCUCUGAAAUAUUUUUCAGAUGAAGUAAGGUUUAAAGGUGAGCCAGUUUGCACAGUUUGUUUAAUGGAAUUAUUUGAACGUGACCCUGUAAGGGUAAUUAAUUGCUGACACAUUUUUCAUAGUCAAUGUAUUGAUGAAUGAAUUAUGACUUCUGAGAGUCUAAAAUGUCCAAAUUGCAAUUCAGAUUUUUAG
Molecule: messenger RNA, 618 nt
Organism: Blepharisma stoltei
Lineage: Eukaryota; Ciliophora; Heterotrichea; Heterotrichida; Blepharismidae
Source: the annotation of a GenBank genome assembly